This is a messenger RNA of Fusarium vanettenii 77-13-4, 411 nucleotides long. RefSeq lists its product as uncharacterized. Gene Ontology annotation, molecular function: carbon-sulfur lyase activity. The record is from RefSeq and is a predicted model, not a curated record. The transcript is spliced from 2 exons. Bases 1 to 411 code for a protein of 136 amino acids. Lineage: Eukaryota; Fungi; Ascomycota; Sordariomycetes; Hypocreales; Nectriaceae.
AUGAGCGGCAGCUGUCUUUGCGGCGACAUCAAAUACACCAUCUCUGGUGAUCCCGUUGCCCAAGCCCUCUGUCAUUGCCUCGACUGCCGACGCAUCUCCGGCUCCCUCUGCAGCUUCAACUGGGUCCUCCCCUCGCAGCAGCUCAUCGUCGUGAACGGAACUCCCAAGACGUACACUAACGCCUCCAAUACCGGCAACGCCGUCACCAGCCACUUCUGCGGCAACUGCGGCACUACUCUCUGGAGAGACGGGCCUGCCACGCAGGGCAUGGUCUAUCUGAAGGCCGGCACGAUCGAUAACGGCGACGAGCGUGUCAACGCUAGGGCGCCUGUUGCUGAGAUCUUUACCAGGAGAAGGAUUGAGUGGGUUCAACCGAUGGAGGGUGCUCAGCAGAAGGUCGACCUCGUGUAG